AUGCCAUCUUCAUUGUUGUGUGGGUUUUGGCGGUGUGUGUCCCGCAGUGCCACUGGAUCUGGGGCGGCGGGCUGGAUCGCCGAGAUGGGCGCCAAGGACUUUGCUGGUGGCACCGUGGUGCAUAUCAGCUCCGGCACCUCCGCCUUGGCGCUAGCAUCCUUGCUGGGUGAGCGCAAACACCGUGCCGAGUCCUUCCCCUCGAACCUGCCCUUCGUCAUCCUGGGAGGAGGUAUCCUGUGGCUUGGCUGGACCGGCUUCAACGGCGGAUCCGCCUUCGCCGCGAAUGGUGACUGUGCGCUGGCUGUUGCAACUACCUACGUGGCAGCCGCUGCGGCGAUGGUCAUGUGGGUCACAGUCGAGCGCAUCCUGGAUGGAGCCCCCACGUCCAUCGGUGCCAUGUCAGGUGCAGUCGCCGGACUU
Molecule: messenger RNA, 420 nt
Organism: Symbiodinium pilosum
Lineage: Eukaryota; Dinophyceae; Suessiales; Symbiodiniaceae
Source: the annotation of a GenBank genome assembly